AUGGAUGAAGUGACCGGAGCCUUCGUUUCCUGCGUGAAGCCCGAGGCCUGGCUGUCCAGUGGCCCCCCUCCUGGCCCUGGUCAUCUGCUGCUGGUGUGCCACGUCUCAGGAUUCUACCCAGAGCCUGUGUGGGUGAGGUGGAUGCGGGGGCAGCAGGAGCAGCCGGGCGCUCAGCAAGGGGACGUCCUGCCCAAUGCUGACGGGACGUGGUCUCUCCGAGUGACACUGGACGUGGCGGCUGGGGAGGCAGCUGGCCUGACCUGCCGAGUGAGGCACAACAGCCUCGGAGGCCAGGACAUCGUCCUCUACUGGGAGGGGAGUCAUGUGCCGGUGGGCUGGAUCGUCGCAGCAGUACUGGCAUCCCUCCUGCUGGUAGGCGGAGGCAUAACCUUCUGGCUUAAGAAGCGCAGGUCUUAUCAAGACAUCCUGUGACUGUCCUCGCCACACCUGUCUGGCACUCAGGAUCUCAAGUUCCCAGGACUUCGGCACCCAGGAAUUGAGGAUGAAAGAG
Molecule: messenger RNA, 511 nt
Organism: Myotis lucifugus (little brown bat)
Lineage: Eukaryota; Metazoa; Chordata; Mammalia; Chiroptera; Vespertilionidae
Product: antigen-presenting glycoprotein CD1d-like
Exons: 4
Coding region: 1-432 (143 amino acids)
Biological process (GO): antigen processing and presentation, endogenous lipid antigen via MHC class Ib; immune response; antigen processing and presentation, exogenous lipid antigen via MHC class Ib
Cellular component (GO): external side of plasma membrane
Molecular function (GO): exogenous lipid antigen binding; endogenous lipid antigen binding; lipopeptide binding
Source: RefSeq, a predicted model, not a curated record